GCGGCGGGAGCGGGACCCGGUGGCGGCGGCGGCGGCGUGAACCAUGGAGCUGUACUUUGGUGAAUACCAACACGUGCAGCAGGAAUACGGCGUCCACCUGAGACUCGCAAGCGAUGAAACCAAAAAGUUGAGGAGUUCCCAGCACCCUAAGGCAGGCUCCUACGGGGUCAGCAUUCGGGUACAGGGAAUCGAUGGCCACCCCUACAUAGUCCUGAACAACACAGAGCGCUGCCUGCCAGGCACAUCUUUUUCUGAGAACGGGCCAUCCUUUCCGCCUCCAGGGAUAAAUGACCUGCCUGUGCAUCCCAGCAACGGGGCUGGGCUAGAGGAGGACGGCGCCGAUGACCUGCCCUUUCCAGAAAACCCGUAUGCCCCACCCAGCUCAGGGAGACCCCCAAAGCAACCCUCCCUCUUUGAGGGCAAGCAUGGAGCUCCAGAAUGCAAAGAGGGGCCCGGGACGCCACCCCAGGUGCUGAACUUUCAGAAGCAUCCGGAGCUUUUGCAGCCCUACGACCCUGAGAAGAACGAGUUGAACUUACACCAUCACCAGCCGCCUCCUCAGGGCCACUGGCUAAAAACCCUCCCAGAAGAAGGACCCAACAGCAAGAAGGGUUGGACUUACUUCUCCAAACCUAGUCGUUCCCAGCCCGCCAGCCCUCCUCUGGACGAGCUGGCCAAGUCCAACGUGACGGCCAUUCGCUUAUGCAGCUCGGUGGUCAUCGAGGACCCCAAGAAGCAGACCUCGGUGUGCGUGAAUGUGCAGAGCUGCGCCAAGCAGGGGCCGGCGGAGGAGGCCCUCUCCCCCGGUGGGAGGCCCCUACCCGCCCUGGGCCCGCACCCCCACUCCGAAGCCAAGAAAACCAGGCCCGACGUGCUUCCCUUCCGGCGCCAAGAUUCGGCGGGCGCCGUCCUGGAUGGAGCUCGCUCCCGGAGAUCCUCCUCCACGUCCACCACGCCCACCUCGGCCAGCUCCUUGUACCGCUUCCUACUGGACGACCAGGAGUGUGCCCUCCACGCGGACAAUGUGAAUCGGCACGAGAACAGGAGGUAUAUCCCCUUCUUGCCGGGAACGGGGCGGGAUAUCGACACAGGAUCGAUGCCUGGCGUGGACCAGUUAAUUGAAAAAUUUGACCAAAAACCUGGGCUGCAGAGAAGGGGCCGGUCCGGGAGGCGAAACAGAAUCCACCCAGAAGACAGGAAGCGGUCCCGCAGCGUGGACAGCGCCUUCCCCUUUGGCCUGCAGGGGAACCCGGAGUACCUCACCGAGUUCAGCAGGAACUUGGGCAAGUCCAGCGAGCACCUCCUGCGCCCCUCGCAGGUGUGUCCGCAGCGGCCGCAGGCCCUGGAGCUCCGCGGGAAGCAGAGCUCGGGGCACGCCUCCGCCACGCUGCAGGGGGCCCACCCCAGGCCUCCCCAGCAGAGCAGAGAUGGGAAAGUUCUGGAAAGCAAAGGCGGUCAGGAAAGCACCACGGCGCGUGCAUCCUCCCUCCCAGCACAGAAGAAGGAGGAGGAAAUCAAAACAGCCACGGCUACGCUGAUGUUACAGAACCGCGGGCGAGCGGCUUCGCCUGACUCUGGUGCCAAGAAGAUUUCUGUGAAGACAUUUGCUUCCACCUCAAAUACCCAGGCCACGCCGGACCUGUUAAAAGGCCAGCAGGAGCUCACUCAGCAAACCAACGAGGAGACGGCCAAGCAGAUCCUCUACAAUUACCUCAAGGAAGGAAGCACCGAUAAUGAUGAUGCCACUAAAAGGAAAGUCAACCUGGUCUUUGAGAAAAUUCAGACUUUAAAGUCUCGAGCAGCAGGGAGUGCACAAGGAAAUCACCAAGCUUCUAACUCUUCGUCUGAAGUCAAAGAUCUGUUGGAACAGAAAACCAAGUUGACCACAGAAGUGGCUGAACUUCAGAGACAGCUUCAAUUGGAAGUCAAGAAUCAACAGAACAUCAAAGAAGAGAGAGAGAGAAUGAAAGCAAACUUAGAAGAGCUCCAGAGCCAACACGACCACAAGGAGAAAGAGAACUCGGUGCUGCAGCGGCGGCUGGAAGAGAGUGAGGGGGAGCUCCGGCAAAGCCUGGAGGAGCUGUUUCAGGUGAAGAUGGAACGGGAACAGCACCAGACGGAGAUCAGGGAUCUCCAGGACCAGCUCUCGGAAAUGCAUGAUGAACUGGACAGCGCCAAACGAUCCGAGGACAGGGAGAAGGGGGCUCUGAUUGAGGAGCUCUUACAGGCAAAACAGGACCUUCAAGAUCUGCUGAUCGCCAAAGAGGAGCAGGAGGACCUCCUGAGGAAGCGGGAGCGGGAACUCACCGCCCUGAAGGGAGCCCUGAAAGAAGAGGUUUCCAGUCACGACCAGGAGAUGGAGAAGCUGAAGGAGCAGUACGACGCCGAGCUGCAGGCCCUGCGGGAGAGCGUGGAGGAAGCCACCCAGAAUGUCGAGGUCCUGGCCAGUCGGAGCACCUCACAGCAGACCCAGGUGGGGGCUGAGCUGCGCGUGCAGGCCCUGGAGGAGGAGAACGAGAGGCUGCGGGGCAGCCUGGGCGAGCUGGAGCAGAGCGUGGCUCGGCUUCAGAGGCAGGCUGCUGACCUUCAAGGCGACGAAGCCAAAGCCAAGGACACCCUCAGGAAGUACGAGGGGGAAAUCCGACAGUUAGAGGAGGCCCUCGUGUGUGCAAGAAAGGAAGAAAAGGAAGCCACGGCAGCCAGAAGGGCCCUGCAGAGUGAGCUGGAAGAUGCUCAGGGAAGUCUGAGUCGGGCCACCCAGGAGCAGAAGCAGUUGUCCGAGAAGCUAAGAGAGGAGGCUGAGCAGAAGGAGCAGUUAAGGAGAAUGAAGAACGAAAUGGAGAAUGAGCGCUGGCACCUUGACAAGACCAUUGAGAAACUGCAGAAGGAGAUGGCUGACAUUGUCGAGGUGUCCCGCACAUCAACGCUGGAGCUCCAGAACCAGCUGGAUGACUACAAGGAGAAAAAUCGCAGGGAGCUUGCAGAAAUGCAAAGGCAGUUGAAGGAGAAAACCCUAGAGGCAGAAAAGUCCCGUCUGACCGCCUCAAAAAUGCAGGAGGAGAUGCGCCUGAUGGAGGAAGAGUUGCGGGACUACCAGAGAGCUCAGGAUGAGGCGCUCACGAAGAAGCAGCUCCUGGAGCAGACGCUGAAGGACCUGGAGUACGAGCUGGAGGCCAAGAGUCACCUCAAAGAUGACCGCGGCAGGCUUGUCAAGCAGAUGGAGGACAAGGUGUCUCAACUGGAGCUGGAGCUGGAAGAAGAAAGAAAUAACUCGGAUUUGCUGUCUGAGAGGAUCACUCGGAGCAGGGAGCAGAUGGAGCAGAUGAGGAACGAGCUACUUCAGGAGAGAGCUGUGAGGCAAGACUUGGAGUGUGACAAGAUUUCCCUGGAGAGACAGAACAAAGACUUAAAGAGCCGGAUUAUGCACCUGGAAGGUUCCUACCGGUCCAGCAAAGAGGGGCUGGUGGUGCAGUUGGAGGCCAGGAUCGCAGAGCUGGAGGACCGUCUGGAGAGCGAGGAGAGGGACCGGAACAGCCUCCAGCUCAGCAACCGCCGGCUGGAGCGGAAGGUGAAGGAGCUGGUGAUGCAGGUGGACGAUGAGCACCUGUCGCUGACUGAUCAGAAGGACCAGCUGAGCUUGCGCUUGAAAGCAAUGAAGCGCCAGGUAGAGGAGGCCGAGGAGGAAAUCGACAGGCUCGAAAGCUCUAAGAAGAAGCUGCAGAGGGAGCUGGAGGAGCAGAUGGACCUGAAUGAGCAGCUGCAGGGGCAGCUCAACAAUUUGAAGAAGAACAUAAGACUGAAGAAGCUGCCCAGUAAAGUGCUGGACGACAUGGACGACGACGACGACCUCAGCACCGACGGGGGGAGCCUCUACGAGGCGCCGCUGAGCUACACCUUCCCCAAGGAUGCCACCAGCCAGCUCUGAGCCCACUUCCGGACUGUGGAGGGGGCUCAAGUGGCCGUCCUUCCUCCCGGGGACCCUCAGCCGCCGCAGCAGGAGCCAGGGGAGGCAGCACCGUCCUCCGGCGCGGAGACCUUCGGUGCCUCUUCCCAUAACCUGCGAUUCCUCCGUUCACCUAGGGGGUGUGAGCAAACGUGGCUCUCCUGUCUUAGGGAGCUCUUGCAGGGUAAAGGCUGAGACGCCCGAGGCCCGGCAGCCACCGCCCGCUGGGGUGCUCUGGAAACAUAAUUUGUCAGCUCAAGUCCUCUCUGUACCGCUGUCUGCAUUGCUGCUUCUGCCCCCUGCCCUCCCCCCGCCAGGAGAGAGGGUCCAAACGCUGGUUACUGUUCAAUAGCCGCUGUGCACGGUGGGAAGUGAUGCGCAGGCUGUACAUAUUUUAAAGCAACUUCUCAUGACCGCUGCUGUUCCGUUCCGGAGUGUGACAGAGGCUUCCCCGGGGGCUUGUCUGUCAGGUUCACACGUCUGUAUUGAGUAUUAUUUUUUAAAAUGUGAAGCUACUAGAUUUUAAGUAUUGAGGAGCAGAGGCAAGAGAGAGAAGAUAGAAUAAAGACCAUGUGGACAUCAGAGCUGGAGCCUGAUGGUGCGAGGCCUGUGUACUCAGGUGGUCUCGGUACACAACUUGCUGACGGAGGAGCGAGUCAGAGGGUCACUUGUAUCCGUGGCCUCGGUGGUUCAUUUUGUCUGGAAUCUUGUAAUUUCUGAACUGUGCUGAGACCACUUCCCAGGCACCAGUUGCAACUUCUUGGGAAGACUUGCAAGUAGGGCUUUUGACAGGUGAUGUGGUUUCUGGAACGUGGGGCCGUCCUCUCACUUCUUAUUGGUCCUCUCCUCCCUCCUCCGACAGCAGGCCUCUGAGUUGGGCUCUCCGGUCCUUGGGCAGGGUGGUUGCUGGAUGGGGAAGAGGAGGAUAUGGGUCAAGGCUCAUGGACUUAGGGGCGAGGAAGAGGCAGGAGGUAUCCAGUAAGGUCACAAGGAAAGGGGGAAGGGAGGAGAGAUAAGCAGGUGUGUGUGGGUUUGGGUGGGAAGGAAGAAGUCCUUGAAAGCUGGGGAAUGUGUAGACAGGAGGUGGAUUGAGCAGGAUCUCAGGUUUAUGUCAGGAAAGGGAGGCAAGAAGCUGAAAUCAGAUAGAGGUGUGUCUGUGCCAAUGGGAAGGCUCUUUCCAACUUCCUGGGGCAGAGGGACAUCGGCCAGCACCAGGCACGGAGUGACUGCGAUUGGGUGCCGUCUGGGCAAGGCCACAUUGCAGGGACAGAAUUACAGGAAGCGAGCGUGGCACUGGGAGGGUGCAGGGUAUCCCGUCCUUCCUCCUGGCCAUCCUGGUGUCUCCUCCCACCGUGCCAGUCCCCAGGCACACCCAGAGGCCAGGGCCAUCACAGCUGGGCUCCCAUCAGUCAGGGCCAGGGAGAGGACCCUGCGAGUCGUGGCCAUGGGUGGGGCAGAGAUGGCAGUGUUAAUCUGCUUCAGCAGAGGCCCACGCAUCCUAGAGAUGGGAGGCCUGUGCAUCGGAGAGCUCUGUGAUGGCUGCCAUGGGGAGCAGCCUGGUUUAAGGGCAUGCGUUAACGCUC
Messenger RNA from Eptesicus fuscus (big brown bat), 5526 nucleotides. RefSeq names its product cingulin like 1 (gene CGNL1). Gene Ontology annotation, cellular component: myosin complex. Bases 44 to 3925 code for a protein of 1293 amino acids. The record is from RefSeq and is a predicted model, not a curated record. Lineage: Eukaryota; Metazoa; Chordata; Mammalia; Chiroptera; Vespertilionidae. The transcript has 19 exons.